CCUUCCAGGGCUCGGCUGCGUGUACGGAAGCCGCGCGGGGGUUGAACGUGGUCCGUCUUGGUGUCCGGGCAGUACAGGAGGCGGUGAUGGCUCCCAAGGGCGGCAGUGGCGGUGCUCGGCAGCAGUCGGAGGAAGAGCUGCUCCUGCAAGACUUCAGCCGGAACCUCUCGGCCAAGUCGUCGGCGCUCUUUUUCGGCAACGCCUUCAUCGUCUCGGCGAUCCCUAUCUGGCUGUACUGGCGGAUAUGGCACAUGGAUCUUGUUCAGUCUGCAGUCCUCUACAGUGUGAUGACCCUUGUCAGUACAUAUCUGGUUGCUUUUGCCUACAAGAACGUAAAGUUUGUUCUUAAACACAAAGUAGCCCAGAAGAGGGAGGAUGCUGUUUCCAAAGAAGUGACUCGGAAACUUUCUGAAGCAGACAACAGGAAGAUGUCACGGAAGGAGAAGGAUGAGAGAAUUUUGUGGAAGAAAAAUGAAGUGGCGGAUUAUGAAGCAACCACAUUCUCUAUCUUUUACAACAAUACCCUCUUCCUCGUCUUGGUCAUUAUUGCCUCCUUUUUUAUGCUGAAGAAUUUCAACCCCACUGUAAACUACAUCCUGUCCAUCAGUGCUUCGUCUGGAUUGAUUGCUUUGCUGUCGACAGGCUCCAAGUAGAUGGAAUUGUUUGGGAGGAUGAGUUGUCAACAGUGGUGCACAGCUGUAUGAAGAAGGAGGGGUUUUUUUUACAGCUGGAAAACAUGAGUUAUUUUUUCUUUUUUACAAAUAGAAAGCAGGCUGGAAAUAGCAAUUCAGAUUCUAUCUUAACUCCACAAGGACAAGCACACCGGGUGUUCCAAUGUGGACCCAAUUAUAUAUUUCUUUAAAAUACAUCACAGUGAAACUUCUGCAGCAUGUUGCAUUCAAGGAACAUCAACUGAAAGACACACAAACUGUGUCUCGCAUUCUGUAUGGGAAAGCUCAUCCAUAUAUAUUUGCCGACUUUUCCCUCUCAGUGAAACAAAUCUUGUUGGUGGCGAGAAGUGACCACGUUUCAUAGUGUUUUCUAACCAUGUUUCAAUAAAAUCUUUAAAAAUUG
Messenger RNA from Pogona vitticeps (central bearded dragon), 1074 nucleotides. RefSeq names its product signal sequence receptor subunit 3 (gene SSR3). Gene Ontology annotation, biological process: SRP-dependent cotranslational protein targeting to membrane. The record is from RefSeq and is a predicted model, not a curated record. NCBI's taxonomy places the organism in Eukaryota, Metazoa, Chordata, Lepidosauria, Squamata, Agamidae. Gene Ontology annotation, cellular component: membrane; endoplasmic reticulum.